This is a messenger RNA of Pomacea canaliculata, 2329 nucleotides long. Its product is annotated as peroxidase-like protein 3. The coding region runs from base 606 to 1592 and encodes 328 amino acids. Gene Ontology annotation, biological process: response to oxidative stress. The record is from RefSeq and is a predicted model, not a curated record. NCBI's taxonomy places the organism in Eukaryota, Metazoa, Mollusca, Gastropoda, Architaenioglossa, Ampullariidae. Gene Ontology annotation, molecular function: heme binding; peroxidase activity. The transcript has 10 exons.
UUCACCUCGAAACUCCAGCAUCUUGAACAGUUCUCUGCCUCUUCCCAGUGCUAGAGUCAUCAGUCAAACGAUCCACCCAGACAAGAAUGCCACGUCCAACCUGACCAUCUUUGUUAUGCAGUUCGGUCAGUUCAUGGAUCACGAAAUGGUCUCCACUCCACUGCCAAUAGAGGACACUCGAGGAACUGUCCAGUGCUGUGGGAAGCAAUUUCGGACCUCCUUCUAACCAGACAAACAGUUCUAGUGAGUGUUUUCCAAUUCUGUUCCCACCAAACGACACGAAUUUCCGAGGAACCUGCAUGGAGUUCUUGCGAUCUCAACCCAUCCGUGACCAUAACGGCAAUAUUGUUUAUCCCCGUGAAAAUCAAACAUCAUCACCCCUUACAUCGAUGCCUCAACUGUAUAUGGAAGUACAUUAGAAAAACAACAGAAGCUUCGCGAUCCUGAUAAACCAUACCUUCUGCGAACAAGUGGGGGAGACAACUUCCUGCCAGACAACGGAAUGCAAGGACUGCGUGAAGCGUAACUCCAGUGACAUCUGCCACCUGGCAGGCGACGACCGAGUGAACGAGUUGCCAGGCCUGACCCUCCUCCACGCCAUCUUCAUGCGGUACCACAACCUGAUCGCAUCAGAACUCCGAACGCGCUCUCCGCUGGCAUCCAGCGAAGUGAUUUUCCAGCAAGCACGCUCUGUCGUCAUCGCCGUCAUGCAGAACAUCCUGUACUCCGAGUGGCUUCCAAUCGUCCUCGGGCCGAACGUUCGACAGGAUUACAACCUGAACUUCCACAGAACCUUGAGGACAGAAUAUGACGAAAACAGCGACCCCCGCAUAUUCCAAGCGUUUUCUACAGCUGUCUUUCGGUUUGGUCACACUCUCAUCCCUCGUUCUUUUCCCUUGACUCCCACUCGCCGUGUCUUGCUGCGAGAACUCUUCUUCAAGCCCUUCGAGACUCGCGAAAACAUGGAUUCUCUGACAGAAGGGUUCCUCACGGCAGACAGCCCUCAAGACCGAACCCAGCCCUUCGACCGCUUUAUUGUCGAAGAAGUGACAGGACACCUUUUCGAAAACCAGCAAGGACCUCGAGAAGGCUUUGACCUCGUGGCCUUGAAUAUUCAGCGAGGUCGUGACCAUGGGUUACCCCCGUACAACGCCUUCCGCCAAGUCGUGGGUCUGCCCAAAGUGAAGUCGUUCGAUGAUUCCGUUUUGGGCGCGGCAGGUCCUCGUCUGGCUCAGAUUUACGCGCACGUGGACGACAUCGACCUCUUCAGCGGCGGACUGUCUGAAGCACCGCACGACGGUGGACUCGCAGGAGAGACCUUCAGUCGCCUGAUGGCACUGCAGUUUCAGAGACUCAAAUUCGGAGACAAGUUCUUUUUUGGUCACAGAAAAGCGUACUUUGGAUUCACAACCACUCAAUACAACCUAGUAAGAAAUAUUACCAUGGCCCAUGUGUUGUGCCGCACAACAGGCAUCAAGAAAGUUCAGAGAAAUGUCUUUAGGAUUGCGGACCAAGACAACAAAGAAGUGAGCUGUGAGGAUGUGCUGACUGAACACCCCACAAUGUAUUACUUUACCAACCACCCAUGGUGAACCACGACAUGAAGGAUCCUUUCCACAGACUGACGGCUCGUCGUACCUUGAAAAACCUCACAGGUGAAGCAGCUCAUGUCAUCCUCACCUGUGAGGCUCUACAGAUUGUUUCACCAUCGCUCCAUCUACACUUCUUCUAAUGUUUCACUGCAGCAUAUGUAUUAACUUUCUCAGCUGAUGUCAUAAGCGACUCAAUGGUAGUUUAUGAGUCAGUCUCUCGCUCACUUGCUUUGACAGAGAGUAAUUAAUGUUGUUUUUCUUAGAUUAUUUUAAGCAGCGUCUUAGAGAUGUGUUGUUGUUAUUGCUCAAUUAAACACGAAUAAUUAUUUCUCCUAAAGACAUGUCGAAAGCUGGAGACUUUGUGUGCUGCUUACAUCAGUGGAGACAGAAUGUUUGGUUUUGUGUUAUUAUCUUAUGUACGCAUGAGCAGGGAGGGUAGUCUUCGGAGUGAACUAAAAGCUACGAAUGUAAUAAAGAAAUAUAAAACAAAAAAGUCAAAAAAGUUCAGGAUAUCGUGGUUUUACUAUAGUUAAACAGAUCCCCGAGCACUGCGAAUCUUUUUCUUAAAGAAGAAUUAUAAAUUUGUUACUAUCUAUCAUGGAAUAUUCAAUGUGGAAGAAUCUAUUAUAAACUGUAUUGUCUUUCCAAGAUAUGUGCCCUGUGAUUGUAGUUACAAUGAUUAUACUAAACUGGACUUUAAAGGGUACACGAAAGAAGAACAAUUAGAAUGGAGCAUU